GAUCGAUCAUAUAUAGUUACUCCACAACAAGUUACGAUUAAGGUCGUUGUCUGUUACAUAUUGCUGUAAAAGCUUGCCGGAAUCCCGUAGAAGUUCGCAACACUACAAUUGAUUCAGCAGCACGCUGUUGUAGAAAACUCCAGCCUCAAAUUAGUUCACAAGCGCAGAACCACUCCAUAGAGACUCAAAUUCCUCCCAAGUAUUCACCUCAGAAAUUAAAAACCAAGGGGGAUGAACGUUCUCUCUCUAUAUAUUCACUACGAUCUGCUGGACCCCAGCACAGCAUAUACAGAACCAACACAAACCAAAAUAGCAGGACAUCACCAGAAAGAAACCUCUCCACUAAAGAACAACUGGUAUUAACAGUCGACGAAAAAGAUCAAAGCCAAACUCCAAAAGCCCCAUAAAACCUUUCCAAGCAAAAGUUGGUACCAUUCUAGCUUGUGAUCUCUUCUCCCAUGGAGCACCGUACUAUAAUAAUCCUCUGGAUUACAGUCAGCCUUAUUUUACUCCAGAAUCCAAGCAAUGUACAAGGAAGAUAUCACUACCAUAAAAAGACCAGUAAAAGGUCACAAUCCCCUACUCCUUCUCCUGAAUCCCCUGAAUCUCCAGAGCCGGUAGCUCCUUCAACCCCUGUGGCUCCUUCUACACCAAGCACUAGUCCUCCGAAUGUUCCGUCGGACCCUUACCCGGACGACCCAGGAAACAACUCCAACACUACGGAUAGUACAUUCAACGUCAUGUCGUUCGGGGCCGUCGGAGACGGCGAUGCUGAUGACACCAUGGCGUUCAGGGACGCUUGGAAAGCGGCAUGUGCAGUUGAAUCCGCUGUUAUUUUGGCUCCGGCUGAUUACUGCUUCAAGAUCACUUCCACCAUUUUUUCAGGUCCUUGCAAGCCUGGACUAGUAUUCCAAGUCGAUGGGAUUUUGAUGGCACCAGACGGGCCAAAGGCUUGGCCAAAAGCAGACAGCAAUAAGCAAUGGCUUGUGUUUUAUCGACUUGACCAAAUGACUUUCACUGGAAGUGGAACCAUCGAAGGCAAUGGCCAAAAAUGGUGGGAACUGCCUUGCAAGCCCCACAGGGGUCCCAAUGGAUCCACAGCAUCAGGACCAUGUGAUAGCCCUGCUAUGAUUCGAUUCUUCAUGAGCACCAAUUUGGUGGUGAGCGGGUUAACUAUCCAAAACAGUCCAAUGUUCCACAUGAAAUUCGAUGGCUGCGAAGGAGUGCAGAUUGAAAAGCUGUUGAUUUCUUCCCCGAAACUUAGCCCUAACACAGAUGGAAUCCACAUAGAGAACACAAAAUCUGUUGGAAUAUAUGACUCAAAGAUAAGCAACGGGGAUGACUGCAUUUCAAUAGGAACAGGAUGUGCCAACGUUGAUAUAAUGGGGGUCACUUGCGGGCCAAGUCACGGAAUUAGCAUUGGGAGCCUUGGUGUCCACAACUCGCAGGCAUGUGUUUCCAACAUCACAGUCCGUAAUGUCGUCAUAAGGGAAUCGGAUAACGGAGUCCGAAUCAAGACAUGGCAAGGUGGAACGGGCUGCGUGUCGGGAAUAUUGUUCGAAAACAUCAACAUGGACAAUGUGAUGAACUGCAUGCUCGUCGACCAGUACUACUGCCUCUCCAAGGCUUGCUUGAACCAAACCUCGGCCGUAUACGUCACCGACCUGACCUAUCGAAUGAUCAAGGGUACAUAUGAUGUGAGGAGGCCUCCAAUUCACUUUGCUUGCAGUGAAACAGUGGCUUGCACCAACAUUACGCUCUCAGAAGUUGAGCUUUACCCGCAUGAAGGUGAACUAAUGGAUGAUCCAUUUUGUUGGAAUGCUUAUGGGACUCAAGAGACUCCAACUAUUCCCCCUAUUGAGUGUUUACAAGAUGGUAAGCCCGAGGGUUUGGCAGAGGUUCAGUAUACUUGCUAGGAUAUGAGUUAGCUAGUAAUAUCAUUUACUAUGGAAUUGGUAUGGUUUUCACUGGUAUAGUAGAAAUAUUAUCACUGUAUAGAGCCAAUUAGAGCCAUUGUGAUCUGUUACAUGGGUAUUGGAUCUUGAUUAUUACUUAGGCUCCAUCCCUAUUUGGGGCUUCCCCUUAUUGAGUGAUGCGAUUUACGAACUGGGUCUUGUAUUUUUGGCCCCACGAUAUUGUAAUGAGAUUGGGUGUUUUUAUUUACAUAUGAUUAGUACUUCUGUA
This is a messenger RNA of Rosa rugosa (rugosa rose), 2184 nucleotides long. RefSeq names its product polygalacturonase At1g48100. Gene Ontology annotation, molecular function: polygalacturonase activity. Bases 459 to 1916 code for a protein of 485 amino acids. The transcript is spliced from 8 exons. Gene Ontology annotation, biological process: carbohydrate metabolic process. NCBI's taxonomy places the organism in Eukaryota, Viridiplantae, Streptophyta, Magnoliopsida, Rosales, Rosaceae. The record is from RefSeq and is a predicted model, not a curated record.